Molecule: messenger RNA, 327 nt
Organism: Medioppia subpectinata
Lineage: Eukaryota; Metazoa; Arthropoda; Arachnida; Sarcoptiformes; Oppiidae
Source: the annotation of a GenBank genome assembly
AUAAUUUAUCCCAAAAGCGAUGAACAGCGGCAGAGAUUGGGAGAAGCGGUUAAAAAUAUAUUACUCUUCCGUUCAUUAGAUCCCCUGGAAAUGUCUGAAGUAAUCGAUGCUAUGUUUGAAAGAAAAGUCGAAGAGGGAGAGAUCGUCAUCAGACAGGGAGAUGACGGCGACUACUUCUAUGUCAUAUCGGAUGGGACCUAUAAAAUUGUGGUGUCAGUAGACGACGGGUCUGAGCGAGAAGUGGGUGAAUACACGGGUUCGGGUAGUUUUGGUGAAUUGGCGCUCAUGUAUAAUAUGCCGCGAGCAGCCACUGUCAAAGCCAUGACA